Molecule: messenger RNA, 1504 nt
Organism: Chara braunii
Lineage: Eukaryota; Viridiplantae; Streptophyta; Charophyceae; Charales; Characeae
Source: the annotation of a GenBank genome assembly
CCCACCUGUCAGGAGGUGAACAGUGCGAACCACCUGCCUUAUGAUUUGCUCCAACCUCUUCCUGUCCCUGAGGGUCGUUGGCAGUCCAUCUCGAUGGACUUUAUCGGUCCUCUUCGUCCUCCGACCCCACGCGGUCAUGAUGCUAUCUUGGUCGUCGUCGACCGCUUCACGAAGCGUGCACGCUUUGUUCCGUGCCGCUAUGCCAUCAGUGCACGUGGGGUGGCCGACAUCGUGUUUGACCGAGUCGUGCGUGACCACGACUUACCUCUGAGCAUCAUAUCUGACCGUGACCCGCGCUUUACCAACCGAUUCUGGCGACGGCUCCACGAGGUAUAUGGCACUCAGUUCCGCUUCUCCUCGUCUUACCAUCCACAGACUGAUGGUCAGACCGAGAUCACGAACAGGACUCUCGGAGAUAUCCUCCGAAAGAUUGUUCGUGACAACCAGCAGUGGGAUCUCCAUCUUGCCCACGCGGAGAUAGCCUACAACCACGCCGUCUCGCCAGCCACAGGGAUGUCGCCUUACUAUUGCGACCUCGGCUAUCACCCUCGUGAAGCAGAGAUUGAAAAGCUGCAAGCAACCUUUGAGGAGCUCCAGAAGGAGAAAGUCAUGACAAGCAGUAUUCUGGAGAAAAACAUGCAAUUCCAAAAGUAUUUGGAGACUGUUCUGGAAUUCGCAGACGAGUACCACGAAAUCAACGACUUGCUAAUGAGGUAUGCAACUCUUGAGGCAACAAAUGGGGAUCUGAAGCAACAUGCUCAACUUUGUGCCGAGAAGAAUGAGGUUACACGUGCCGACCUGCAGACGUACUCAAAGAUGAAGACGAAUGAGAUUUUGAAUCUGAAUAACGAGGUUAGUCAGCUGAAGAAGGAUUUCGAACAAUAUGAGCGGGAUGCAUUGGCUCUUCAGACAAAGCUCGACUACACUCUGCAGAAUGCUGGGUACAAGACUCUGCAGCAUGGACAGGUAUGCAUGGCAGUCGAUAACAUAUUUGCUCGAUGUAGCCAAAGGUCCCGUGUGAGCAGGCCUCCAUACAGCGCCCCCCUGGAGCAGUUGACAGUCAUUGGUGACUUUGUGACAGACAUAAUGUACAUAAUCAAGCAAUUCAAGGGCACAAUACAGAAAAAGGAUGCAGCCUUGGGGACAAAAGAUGUGAAGGAAGAACCCAACAGAGCGGUGCAGCAGCGGGGAAAAGCACAUCGAGAAAGGGUCGUCGAGUCCACAGUUUCUCCCUCGCUCCCAAGUUUGGCCGGGGGAAGUCGUAACCCUGUGUCGCCUCAUAGUGGAAGCGCUUUGAAAUAAGCAUCAAGAUUCAAGACUGAAAAAAGUAUACUGUUGUUUCUUUCUUGCCCUUGGAUUCUCAGUUCUCCCUAAAGACAUUCUAUAGGAUGCUAUGGAGUAUCCUUUUGUUCGAUAAUAAUAUCAUAUUAUAUAAAACGCCAUGGUGACCACUGAACACACACUUUCUCUUUCUUUUUUUCUAUAAUAAAGUGCAACAGCCUUG